Messenger RNA from Emiliania huxleyi CCMP1516, 870 nucleotides. RefSeq lists its product as hypothetical. Lineage: Eukaryota; Haptophyta; Isochrysidales; Noelaerhabdaceae. The transcript is spliced from 2 exons. The record is from RefSeq and is a predicted model, not a curated record. Bases 1 to 870 code for a protein of 289 amino acids.
AUGCAGCCGGAGCAGUCGAAACGUGGGCGUCCGAGCGUCGCCUGUGCCAAUUGCCGAGCUGCCAGACGGGCCUGCGACGGCAAGUUCGCCGACUGCGCCAAGUACGUGUCGCUACCCACGACCGCCUCCGACGCUGCCGGCCCGUCCCAGCCAGCCUCGCCACCUCCGAGCCGGCCUGUUCGCUCCAAGGUGAGCCCGGGCGGCUCGGAGCAUCGCGGCGCUCCGAUUGCCCUCGCCGCCGAGCCGGCUUACUCGCCCGAGGAGGAGAUGCGCGACAGGACCGACCGACGCUACGAUCUCAAGCAGCGGCGGACGUCGGAAGAGGCGGUGGUCGCAGUGGGAGAGCAGCUGGCCUCCGCGGGCUGGGCGGCCGAUGCGGUCAUCGAGGAGGAUGGCAGGACGAGGAGCGGGCAGCUCGACUCCAAGCAGGCGGACGGCCGCCUGAUGGAGCUGCUCGUCGUCGCCUCCGCCUCCGUGUCGCCGGACGCGCCGCUGCGCACCUCUGCCCACCCCUCGCUCUGCGCGCCGCCCUAUCCACUCACCCCUCCUCACCCCGGCCAGGACGACGAGACGGCCGACGGCGAGACGACGUGGUUCGCGACGGCGCGCGGCCCGGAGGAGAAGAACGAGUCGACGAUCACGUGCGGCCCGACGACGCUGGUCAAGAACCACUACUCGGUGCCAGUCGAGUGGGUCAACUUGCACGAGCUCAACGACGAGUUUGCCAUCUUCAAGGCUUGGCCGAGCGAGCAAAACCGCGUCGCCGCGACGCACCUGCUCGCCGUGCCAGAGCUCAAGUGGGCGAAGGAGGAGGGCGGCCUCUUCUACCUCGCCCGCAGCGAGUACGACCUCGCGUGCGGGCAGGUUUGA